AUGGCUGGGAUAGCUAGGGAGGAACUAGGGUUUGAUGCAAACCAAGGAGUUGGACAUGCUGAUCAUACAUGUGGGAAUGGAGCUGGAUUUACACUAGACCCUUUGUCACUUCCUAGUGGCCCAAUUACAAGACAUAGAGCCAAGCUAUUCAAGGGAGCACUAAAUGGGCUAAUCCAAGAGAAUUGGAUUAUUUUGGAUUAUUUUCUUGAAGUUCGAUUAAGAACUAAAGAAGACACAAAAGAGUGGAAAAAGAUUUUAAACAUGUCCAAUAAUCAAGAAGAAGACACAACUGGAGAUUUUCGACAACCCGCAAGUCCGAACCUCCAAAUGCAUGCGUUGUUAGGGGAGAUGAGGCGUAUGAUGAGGGCUGAAUUAGAACCUAUUCAUGAGAGGUUGGACAGGGUAGAAGCAGGAACUCCUAGGGAACAACAACAAGACAUCCCCAAUAGGCAACAAGGUGGGCGUGUUCCGUGGCGGAAUGUUGAGGAAGAGGCUGAGUCAGAGGAGUUUGAUGAGCCAUAUUUGAACUGGGGCAGGUUUGAGCGUGGGUAUGGGAAUAGAGAAGAUAGGAUGGGUAGGCCUAGGAGGGAUAAUGAUUUAGGAAACAUAAAGAUUAAAAUCCCAUCUUUUCAAGGUAAAAAUGAUCCUGAAGCUUAUUUGGAGUGGGAAACUAAAAUAAAGAUGGUGUUUGAUUGUCACAACUACUCGGAGAUAAAGAAGGUUAAGUUGGCAGCAAUUGAAUUCACCGAUUGUGCAAUUAUUUGGUGGGAUCAAUUACUGAUUAAUAGGAGGAGGAAUAGAGAGCCACCCGUGGACACUUGGGAGGAGAUGAAAAUUCUUAUGAGGAAGCGUUUUGUACCCAGCCACUAUUAUAAGGGAUUGUAUCAAAAGUUGCAGAGAUUAAAUCAAGGUUCCAAGAGUGUGGAUGAGUAUUACAUGGAGAUGGAGGUAGCUAUGAUCCGGGCUAAUGUAGAAGAGGAUAGGGAAGCCACCAUGGCUAGGUUUUUUCACGGUUUAAAUCGAGAGAUUGCGGAUAUAGUUGAGUUGCAGCACUAUGUUGAGCUGACGGAUAUGGUGCAUCAAGCCAUAAAGGUGGAGGAACAACUCAAACAGAAGGGAUUGGCUAGGAGGGGACAACCUAUGGCUACCACCAGCCUAUGGAAGACAGCUCCAAAAAGGGACGAGCAGCUACAUAAUAAUCCAAAAUUUGAACCCUCGAAUGCCAAGCCAACGACCGCCACUACUUUAGGUAACACUGGUUCUUCUACUUCUAAAACACGUGAUAUUAAGUGUUUUAAAUGUCAGGGGAGGGGACACAUAGCUAGCCAGUGUGUAAACAAAAGGGUGAUGCUGAUUAAUGCCCAAGGAGAGCUUGAGUCAGAGAAUGAGGAAGAAGUAGAUGAUGAUGCCAUGCCACCUUUGGAGGAUGCUGAUGAUGAGCAAAAUGCUAUGGUUGGAGAUUUAUUGGUAGCAAGGCGAGUUCUCAAUGUGCAGAUUAAGGAGGAAGAAAUUUGUAGUGUUAUUAUCGAUGGAGGGAGUUGUACAAAUGUAGCCAGCACUUAUUUGGUGGAGAAAUUGGCCUUAACCACUUUGAAACAUCCUCACCCUUAUCGGCUUCAGUGGCUGAAUGAUUGUAGCGAAAUAAAGGUGACAAGGCAAGUGUUGGUGGCGUUAUCCAUUGGCAAAUAUGAGGAUGAGGUGCUUUGUGAUGUGGUUCCUAUGCAUGCAUGCCAUUUACUGUUGGGAAGACCGUGGCAGUAUGAUUUGAGGGUUACGCAUGAUGGAUUCAUGAAUAGGUAUUCUUUCACUCUUAAAAGGCAACCUAUUACUCUUGCUCCAUUAACUCAAAAACAGAGCGAUAUUGUUUCUCUUUUGCAGGAGUUUGAAGAUGUCCUUCCCGAAGAGAUACCUUAUAGCUUACCUCCAAUUCGAGGGAUUGAACAUCAAAUUGAUUUCAUACCCGGUGCAUCCAUUCCAAACCGACCUGCUUAUAGGAGCAAUCCCGAGGAGACCAAGGAGCUUCAGAGGCAAGUAGGUGAAUUAUUGGAGAAGGGGUAUGUGCGUGAAAGCAUGAGUCCUUGUGCUGUUCUGAGUGGGUAUCAUCAGAUUAGGAUAAAGGAAGGUGAUGAAUGGAAAACUGCUUUUAAGACUAAAUAUGGUUUGUAUGAGUGGUUAGUAAUGCCUUUCGGUUUAACAAAUGCUCCGAGCACAUUUAUGCGUUUGAUGAACCAUGUUUUGCGUGCAUUUAUUGGCAGAUUUGUAGUUGUGUAUUUUGAUGAUAUCCUAAUCUAUAGCAAAAACUUGGAAGAAUAUGUAAUGCAUUUGAAAUAUGUUUUGGAAAUUCUAAGAAAAGAAAGGCCAUUUGCUAACCUCAAGAAUUUCACCUUUUGCACGGAUAAGCUUGUGUUUCUUGGUUUUGUUGUUAGUGAUGAUUUGAGGACAAAUCCUUCUCAAGAGGGGGAGAAUGAUGCAAACCAAGGAGCUAGAUUUACACUAGACCCUUUGUCACUUCCUAGUGGCCAAAUUACAAGACAUUCAAGAAAGCACCAAAUGGGUUAA
Messenger RNA from Humulus lupulus (European hop), 2559 nucleotides. RefSeq lists its product as uncharacterized. The record is from RefSeq and is a predicted model, not a curated record. Gene Ontology annotation, molecular function: nucleic acid binding; zinc ion binding. NCBI's taxonomy places the organism in Eukaryota, Viridiplantae, Streptophyta, Magnoliopsida, Rosales, Cannabaceae. The transcript has 7 exons. Bases 1 to 2559 code for a protein of 852 amino acids.